AUGCGGCUCACAGUAAAUGAUGGCCAAUUCAAGCAGGACAGCUCUGCUGGUACUGAAAAAUUGAAUAUUGUGAGACGGCGAGCUCAAAUAUCUUCAGAGGUAAACUAUGCGCCGCCGGCGCCGCCGCCUCCCCGUAUCCUCCGAGGACCGUGCGAUGAGGUCUUUUUGAGAUUCGAGCUGCUCGGAAAUGGUGCAACUUCUAAGUGCUACCGAGUAGAGCAGCUGCAUAAGAGCCAGCUUGCUAUGAAAGUCAUUCCCCGCCAGUCGCUUGACAGUGACACUAACAGAAGGAACCUAAAUCGGGAGAUCCUCAUUACUUCGCGCUUGAAACAUGCGCGUAUAGUGGGAUUUCAAUCGUAUUUUUACGAUUGUGUUAAUGUUUACAUCUGUCUUGAGUUCUGUCCCUACGGCUCCUUAUCCCAGCUAAUUAAGUCGCGCAAGGGACUCACUGAAUCCGAAGCCUGUUUUUUAAUGGCAAAUAUAACAAGAGGAAUGGAGUAUUUGCACAAAAAUCUUGUUUUCCACAGAGAUAUCAAGCCCGGAAAUAUACUACUCGAUAGUGAAAUGCGUCCCAAAAUUGCAGACUUUGGACUUGCCGUUGUUCUUCCCAACGCUACGUCGAAAGUAACUAGUUUUGCUGGGACACCGUGCUAUAUGGCACCAGAGGUGAUAGUCAAGCCUCGUUAUUACGGUAUGGCAGCCGACAUAUGGAGUGUUGGUACAGUUUUAUUUACAAUGGUGUUUGGGCGCUCGCCUUUCGCCGGGAGACAUAUCAGCAGUAUUUAUCGUCAGGUUGCAAAAGCCGAUAUCCAGUUUCCGUCUACAAAAACGUACUCAGAGGAACUAGAGAGUCUUAUUUGCGGCAUACUGCAGCUGAAUCCCGGAGAUCGUCCGAGCUGGGGUGAAAUACUCAGCCAUAGCUGGUUCACGACCAAUUAUGUCUCCAGAAUACCAUGUAACAUAUACCACACACCGAUGUCGAGCAAACCGUUGAAUCCUGCUUUCCACUUUGAAAGAUUUAUGAGCCAAACUGAAAGCAGCAUCUACAGUUCAGCCGACCUGUACCGUGACUAUUGUUUGAAACAACUACAUGAUCCUGUCAUAAUCCAUUGA
Molecule: messenger RNA, 1113 nt
Organism: Wickerhamiella sorbophila
Lineage: Eukaryota; Fungi; Ascomycota; Dipodascomycetes; Dipodascales; Trichomonascaceae
Product: Serine/threonine-protein kinase plo1
Exons: 1
Coding region: 1-1113 (370 amino acids)
Biological process (GO): regulation of cytokinesis; mitotic cell cycle; protein phosphorylation
Cellular component (GO): centrosome; cytoplasm; spindle pole
Molecular function (GO): protein kinase activity; ATP binding
Source: RefSeq, a predicted model, not a curated record